Molecule: messenger RNA, 1084 nt
Organism: Argentina anserina (silverweed cinquefoil)
Lineage: Eukaryota; Viridiplantae; Streptophyta; Magnoliopsida; Rosales; Rosaceae
Exons: 2
Coding region: 52-543 (163 amino acids)
Source: RefSeq, a predicted model, not a curated record
AUCGAAACCUAGAACAUCGAAAACCUCAGACACUCGACACUCAUCUUCAAAAUGUCUCUGACACCAGGAUCUUUGUUCACACUCUCUCUCCUCCUCCUCCUCCUCCUCCAUCUUCAUCCUUCCACAGCCACCUCAUCACUCCACAGCCUUCUCCAAAGCCAUGGCCUCCCCGGCGGCCUCUUCCCCAACACCGUCAAGUCCUACAACCUCGACCCGAUGGGCCGCCUGGAGGUCCAUCUGGACUCUUCUUGCAUGGCCAAGUUUGAGAACCGGGUCUACUUCGACAACACAGUCAGAGCCAAUCUCAGCUUUGGAGGGCUUAAAGGCUUGGAGGGUCUGAUCCAAGAAGAGCUCUUUCUGUGGUUACCGGUCAAAGGAAUCUCAGUUUCUGAUCCAUCUUCUGGGUUGAUUCUGUUUGAUAUUGGUGUUGCCCAUAAGCAGCUUUCUCUUUCUCUCUUUGAAGACCCUCCUCUUUGUAACCCUCAAGGGGUUUCAGUGAAUGAGGAUGUGGUGAUGAAAACUGAAUUUGAGGCGCAAAGAUGAGUGAUCGUCGCUCUGUUUCGUUGACAGAUAAUUUUCUGGCUCUUAUUAUCGUGUGGUUGUUUUUGCAGUAAACUGAAUGUUAAUGUUGAUAGAAACUAAUAGGGUUGUAAAAAGUAAGAAGAUUUGGAAUCAAAUGAUAGAACUUUGGAGUUCUGUUCCUUAUGUUGGUUGUGGUAGUUGGUUGUGAUACUAGGUCUCAUAUAUUAUGUGUGGCUUUUGCUUGAAUACUUGUGGUUUUCAGUGCAAGCAUGGAACUUGGAUUCCAUUAGUAUUUGGUUUCAAGUCUGCGGCUAAGGAUGCUGCAAGAAUUCUUGAUUUCGACGGGAGUAUGGGAGCAGAAAACUAAAAUUCAGACCAGAGAUGAGGAUCGUUUCAAAUUUUCAAUGACAGAUAAUCUUAGAAUUUUGUUUUUGUGGUGUGUUUUCUUGUAGUAAGAAAAAUAAGGGUUAAUGUUUGUAGAAGCUGUUAGUGUUGUAUAAAAGGAAUACCGAGUAUUGUAUUUGGAAUCAAAUGAUAGACUCUUGGGAGUUCCUUCUCUUAA